UGGGGUGUCCAUACUGUGUUGCGUAUGAACGGACUUCAACUCUCUCCUCACUGUCCAGAAUGCAACCGCCCUGUGGAAAAGGCGGGGCAUGCGAUUGGCCGCAAUGUUACCAUGGAGACAAGUGGGCGUGGCCAAAAAGAGAAACUUCGGAGGUCAAAAAGACAGGCGAGAAGGGGGCAGCGCAACGUGGUGACAGAAACCAAAUACAUUGAACUGCUGGUCGUCAACGACAACGACUUGUUCCUCCAGAUGAGACAAUCCAUCUCUCAGACGCGGAACUUUGCCAAAGCGGUCGUCAACAUGGCAGACGCAAUUUAUAAGGACCAGUUGAACACUCGCAUCGUCCUGGUCGGCAUGGAGACGUGGACAGACCAUAAUCUGGUUGCCGUGGGUGAUGACCCCCUCAGCGUUCUGAAGCUGUUUAGCAGCUACAGACGAGAACACAUCAAGCAGCGCAGCGACACGGCACACCUGUUCAGUGGUCGGACCUUCCUGAGUAGUCGCCAUGGAGCUGCCUUUAUCGGAGGGGUGUGUUCAUCUACAAGAGGAGGCGGAGUCAACGAGUACGGUAACGUGGGUCCGAUGGCCAUCACUCUCUGCCAGACGCUCGGACAGAAUCUCGGAAUGUUGUGGAGCAGAGACAGAACCUCAGCAGGGGAGUUCAGAUGUCCUGACCUGUGGCUCGGCUGCAUCAUGGAAGAUACAGGUUUUUAUCUUCCCCGUAAGUUCUCUCGCUGCAGUCUAGAUGAGUACACACGCUUCCUACAGCAGGGCGGCGGGAGAUGUCUUUUCAACAAGCCUUAUAAGCUGCUGGACCCUCCAGAGUGCGGUAACGGCUACGUGGAAGCAGGAGAGGAGUGUGACUGCGGAUCGGAACUGGAGUGUUCUCGUGCUGGAGGAGCCUGCUGUAAGAAGUGUACGCUUACCCAUAAUGCAAUGUGCUCUACCGGACUCUGCUGCAACCUGUGCCGGAGCCCCUACUAUAUGAACAUAGAGCUGAGUGAACACACUGUGGGUGCGCUCCCAGAGUGA
Engraulis encrasicolus (European anchovy) is the source of this 1032-nucleotide messenger RNA. Its product is annotated as disintegrin and metalloproteinase domain-containing protein 11-like. The transcript has 12 exons. Gene Ontology annotation, molecular function: metalloendopeptidase activity. The coding region runs from base 25 to 1032 and encodes 335 amino acids. Lineage: Eukaryota; Metazoa; Chordata; Actinopteri; Clupeiformes; Engraulidae. The record is from RefSeq and is a predicted model, not a curated record. Gene Ontology annotation, biological process: proteolysis.